GACGAACAGGAAACAACAUCUGCACUUCAGUUUCUCACUGUCUCUAGUCACAUUAUUAAGACUGUUCUGGUUCGGAGGCAGUUCAUCCUCUCUGCUUGUUUGAGAGCAUCACUAUCGCAGUCAUCUAGCGGCAGGCAGACCUCAUAAGCGAAUUUGGAUUUUAUCUGAUUGAAGAAGGGAUCACUGAGACACCACCAUGGCAAACAUCACUGAAGAGCCCCUCGUACCCACGACGUUUGAUUAUUCAAGCUAUUACGACAGCGACGUGGACAACAGUACCAACUAUGUAUGUGAGCAGGAUGACAUGAGGGCAUUUAGUAAAGGGUUUCUGGUGACGAUCUACACUUUGGUGUUCAUCCUGGGCUUCUUAGGAAAUGGCCUGGUUGUCUGUGUCCUAGUGAAACACCGCAACCAGACCAACAUGACUGACAUGUGUCUCUUCAACCUGGCCUUCUCUGAUCUCCUCUUCCUCCUGACGCUUCCAUUCUACAUUCACUACACUCUGGUUGGCAAGUGGACCUUCGGGGACUUCAUGUGUCGUUUCCUGUCCUGCUCCCACCACACCGGCUUCUUCAGCAGCAUCUUCUUCAUGGUUAUCAUGACCCUGGACCGCUAUGUGGUUAUCAUGUACGCUCACAAGGUGGCACGGCAUCGCACAACAAAGGCCUGUUUUUCUCUGAUUGUGUUGAUUUGGAUCUUGAGCUUCUGCGUGUCUCUUCCAACCUUCAUCUUUACACAGUUAGAAAAGGAUGGCGAAACGGUCGGCUGUUAUUACAGCCCGGACAAUGAAAUGUGGGUCUAUUACGAUCUGUUUGCUACAAAUAUUCUGGGUCUGUUGAUUCCCAUGCUGGUGAUGGUGGCUUGCUACUCGAGGAUAAUUCCCACUCUGGUGAAAAUGAGGACGGCCAAAAGGCACAGAAUCGUCAAGCUCAUCAUCUCCAUAGUGAUCGUUUUCUUCCUGUUCUGGGCUCCGUAUCACAUUUCCCGCUUUUUGAAGUUUCUGUAUUCCACAGACAUAAUAGCUAGCGGCUGCAGCGUGGAGAUGCGCCUCAAGGUGUCGACCAUAGUGUCCGAGGCAAUCGCGUACACACACUGCUGCCUGAACCCCAUCAUAUAUGCCUUCGUGGGACAAAAGUUUAUGAGACGAGCCAUGCAGUUGCUGAAGAAAUGGGCACCUGGCCCAGAGAGCUCAUUCAGGAGAAGUUCAGUUAUGUCCAGAUCCUCUGUCACCUCCACUGUCAUCAUGUAGGAGCUACAAGUGGACAUACUCUGACUUUGGAUAUUGGUAGAGACUAAUCAGGCACUCCAGGGUACUUGGUGUCCUUGUUGUGGUUUCAUCCUUAAGACGACAACAUUCAUCAGUAUCUAAUCUUAAAUACAAUCUCUGUACGUCCUUUGAACCCUUUGCAUUUUGUUUUAACCAAGACACUUCCUCCUCCUUAUGACGUUGGAUGCAGAAAGGGCAUCAGACCAAACUUACAGUUUGGAACAGCUAGCAACCACAAAGAUCUUCACAGCCACUUCAGAUAACACAGUUUUGUUAUUUCUUCCUCACACUUUUGUGAGCUGAUGCAAAAUGAUAAUAAUAAUAAUAAUAAUAAUAAUAAUAAUAAUAAUAAUAAUAAUAAUAAUAAUAAUAAUAAUAAUAAUAAUAAUAAUAAUAAUAAUAAUAAUAAUAAAAAUAAUAAAAAUAAUAAAAAUAAAAACGUCUUCCAGCAGAGAGCUUUUGCAUCCUGCUCUGCACAGUGUUUAGCAUUCAUUGAAUAAUUUUUGCUUACUGUGUAGUUGAACAAUCUAUAGGACAUUUUCAAAAGUUAUCAAAAAGAGUUGCAUUGUUAUCCUGUUUGCUGUAAUAUGUUCUGCUUUUUAUAGUAAAAUUACUUUUCCGGGUUUUCAAAUCUGUAACCUUUUCACUUAAGAAUGUUUGAGAUAGUAUGUGAUCUUUCUCUCAGUUGAUGUGGCAGUCUGCUUUGUAGGAGUAUUGCUCAUCUGAAGACUGAAAGGCAAGUGGGACUUUUUUCUCCUUUUAUCUGCCAGAUUAGCAAAGUCUGCUAGCUUUUGCAUCGUGUUAGCUACUUUCAUAUGUUGAUGUAGAAGGUAAAACCGAGAGAAGAGGCAUGCACCGAGUGGAGUUCCUGCAAGACAAGGCUUUGCAGAAGUAUUCUUUAUUUUGCCACAUAGGACAUUUUUAAAUUCACCAACCUCUCCGGGAGAUUUUGGGAUAUGCAUCUCUUUCUUCCCAAAGCACUGCUAUAAAGGGUUGCAAGUCAAAUCAUCAACACAAGAAGUCAAACAUUUCAUUGCUGAGGAGAAAUAUGAACACAGACAUUGAUGAAAAAAAAAAAAGAAGAAGAAAAAAAUCCUUUCAUUUUUUUUCUACUCAAACUAUGGAUGCUUAGCAAAAGUACUUUUUCACAUAGGGGCCCUCUUAUUCAAUAUGUAUAUGCGUCAAAUUGCUCAGGUUAUAACAGGAAGUAAGAUUAGUUACUGUAACUAUGCAGAUGAUACACAGCUCUACGUUACAAUGUCCCCAGGUGACUCUCAACCUAUUCAGGCACUGAAAAAAUCCUUAGAACAGAUAAAUGUGGUGGAUGUGCCAAAACUUUGUUCAGUUGAAUAAAAAUAAAACUGAAAUUACACUCUGGACCUAAAGAAAGAUAAUCAAUGAAACAUUAAUCAACAUUCUGAUGUGUAACAACAACUAAAUGUAAUGUUUCAAUUGUUGACUGUGUGUUAUAUG
Messenger RNA from Gambusia affinis (western mosquitofish), 2740 nucleotides. RefSeq names its product C-C chemokine receptor type 5-like. Gene Ontology annotation, molecular function: chemokine receptor activity. Gene Ontology annotation, cellular component: membrane. Bases 197 to 1249 code for a protein of 350 amino acids. The record is from RefSeq and is a predicted model, not a curated record. The transcript is spliced from 3 exons. Gene Ontology annotation, biological process: G protein-coupled receptor signaling pathway; chemotaxis; immune response. NCBI's taxonomy places the organism in Eukaryota, Metazoa, Chordata, Actinopteri, Cyprinodontiformes, Poeciliidae.